AUUUGAUUUUUUUGCCAAGUCCAACGUCGCGCGAGGCGAGGCGAGGCGAGGCGAGAGGAGGAGUGGAGACCACCGCCGCCGCGGCGCGCGCGCGCUCGGAGAUCUCGCCGCGGUAGCGCAGCGCGGGUGCCGUGCCCUGAUCCGUCCGUGCGAUGAAAGAGCCCGCGCAGGUGAGGACGGCGCGGGGCGGCGCGGCGGAUGGGGUGGAGGUGGGGGUGGAGGAGGAGGAGGAGCCGCCGCGAUCGGCGACGGUGAAGCAGGAGGAGGCGAACGCGGUGCUCGGGGCGGAGGGGUCCCGCCCGUUCGCCAUGCGGGAGCUCAAGGAGGACCACGAGGUCGCGGCCGGGAGCGGCGUGAAGGCGGCGUCUGGGGAGAGGAACGGGAUCGGAUCGGCGGAUGCCCAGGGUUCGUCGUACAGCCAAGAGAGUAUGCAGCAGUUUUCAUCCCAUCAUGAUGUUGCAAUGGACUUAAUAAAUAGUGUCACUGGAGUUGACGAGGAAGGCCGUUCUCGCCAGAGGAUUCUUUCUUUUGCUGCCAAAAGAUACAUAAGCGCAAUAGAAAGAAAUCAUGAUGACCCUGAUGCAUAUUAUAAUUGGGCCCUUGUUCUCCAGGAGAGUGCAGACAAUGUAGAUCCAAAUUCUAGUUCGUCCAAAGAUGCAUUGCUUGAGGAGGCUUGCAAAAAGUAUGCUGAAGCUACCCGUCUUUGCCCAACUCUUUAUGAUGCAUAUUAUAACUGGGCUAUUGCUAUUGCUGAUCGGGCUAAAAUGCGAGGUCGUACUAAAGAAGCUGAAGAGCUCUGGAAGCAGGCAAUACUGAAUUAUGAGAAGGCUGUCCAGCUAAAUUGGAAUAGUCCGCAGGCUCUUAAUAAUUGGGGUCUUGGACUACAGGAACUGAGUGCAAUUGUUCCGGCUCGUGAGAAGCAAACCAUCAUAAAAACAGCUAUAAGUAAGUUUCGAGCUGCAAUUCAACUGCAAUUUGAUUUCCAUCGGGCAAUAUACAAUCUUGGGACAGUCUUGUAUGGUUUAGCUGAGGAUACAAUGAGGUCUGGGAAGCCAGGUGUGUCCGCUAGCGAGUUUUACAGUCAGUCUGCUAUCUAUGUUGCAGCUGCCCAUGCACUGAAGCCAAAUUACUCGGUCUACCGCAGUGCUUUGCGAUUAGUCCGUUCAAUGCUGCCUUUGCCAUAUCUCAAAGUGGGAUAUUUGAUUGCUCCUCCAGAAAAUAGUGCCAUUGCACCACACAAAGAAUGGGAGAGGUCACAGUUUGUUUUGAACCAUGAAGAACUCCAGCAGGUCAAUGCCUCUGACCAGCCUCCAUCACAAUCACCUGGGCAUGUGGACAGCGGCAGAAAGCUUUUCAGGAUAGUUGUUGCAGACAUUGUUUCUGUGUCAGCAUGCGCUGAUCUAACCCUGCCACCCGGUGCUGGCCUUCGCAUCGAUACUAUUCAUGGCCCUAGAUUCUUGGUUGCUGAUAACUGGGAGACCAUUGACAGUUGGCUAGACGCUAUACGCCUAGUCUACACCAUAUUUGCAAGAGGGAGGAGUGAUGUCCUUGCUGGGAUUAUUACUGGCUGAUGGCUCGCUGCUAGUGAAAAACUGCCAACAAGUAUAGGCCAAGAGACUGUAGGAGUAUGUCCCGGAAUCAGAUAGAAGUAUCAUAGAACUCAUGGUUUUAGUAGGCGUAAGAGCAGAUGUUAUUUGUAACCCAUUUAUGGACUGGUAGGUCAUAGGCCAAUUUUCCUUUGUACUGUGGCGUUGUGUCGUCAUGGUACAUAUGAUGUGAUAUAAGAAAUAAAAACCGUAAUAUCCUCUCUAGCCUGUGAAUAAAGAUGCAACGGCUUGUGGCAGGCGAGUAGGUUGUGUGAACUGCUGUCCUAUCUCCCUCUCAAAGAAGGAAUAAAAUGUUUCCCCUAUCUGUUUUUCAGCCUUCAAA
Oryza sativa Japonica Group (Japanese rice) is the source of this 1929-nucleotide messenger RNA. Its product is annotated as protein HLB1. Gene Ontology annotation, molecular function: protein binding. NCBI's taxonomy places the organism in Eukaryota, Viridiplantae, Streptophyta, Magnoliopsida, Poales, Poaceae. The record is from RefSeq and is a predicted model, not a curated record.